Linum tenue is the source of this 1611-nucleotide messenger RNA. NCBI's taxonomy places the organism in Eukaryota, Viridiplantae, Streptophyta, Magnoliopsida, Malpighiales, Linaceae. The record is from the annotation of a GenBank genome assembly.
AUGCUCUCAACUCCGCUGGAAGGAACGCCCUCCGCAGCGCCGCCGCAGGCACUCCUCCCAUCGGACCGACCGCCGGACUUCACCUCGAAACCCUCUCUAGCGAAUACUGGCACCGCGCACAUAGCAGCAGCAACCGAUAUGAUCACCGAUGCCUCUGCUGGAUCGGGGGUUGUGACUAGAGACAUCGAAAUUGCCGAUUCACCGGCCACGGCCACGGAAAAGGAAACGGUGCAAGCGCAGGAACCUCCGGUGCAGAUCAAGCCGACGGCACAGUUCUCCUAUGCAUCGGCGGUGAGGGGGUGGAAAUCCAACAUAUCUUUCUCCGAUCAAGCUUCUCAAUGGACUCCGGUGGGCGAAAACGACCUGAUCCCGGGUAGCCGAAACGGAGAGCCGGCCCUCAAUAUUUCAACGACCUUCAAAGAAAGGAUCUGUGCCCCCUGGCACCGAACAAUUGUUGUGAGACUACUUGGCACCACCAUCGGAUUCAAUACUCUCUGCUCUCGACUCCGCGGGCUCUGGAGGCCAACAGACGCCAUGGAAAUCAUGGACCUUGACCAAGACUGUUUUUUAGUGAAACUCAGUAAUGAACAGGACUACUUCAGAGCUCUUACAGACGGACCAUGGACAAUUUUUGACCACUACCUAGCAGUGCAGCAAUGGUCUCCCAACUUCAAGGUUUCUGAUCCGCUUCCGAGGAAGAUGAUUGUCUGGGUUCAAUUUCCGGCACUGAAAAUCCACUUUUAUCACAAAGAAAUCCGGACUUCCUUAGGAAAUCUCCUCGGAAGAACGAUCCGUUUGGAUUUCCAUACCCUAAAUCUACAACGAGCAAAGUUUGCUAGGAUUGUUGUUGAAGUAGACCUGUCCAAGCCCCUGGUUCCUCGGAUUUGGUUGGACGAUGCCUGGCAGAAAGUCGAGUAUGAAAAUCUCCCCGAUGUGUGCUUCGAAUGUGGGAAAAUUGGGCACUCCUCCCUGCUCUGUCCCAAGCUGCGACUGCAAUCUCCCCCGCCGAUCUUAGCUAUCACCGGCGGCGAGGUUCCGGCAAACGAGGCAGAACAAGGAGAAGAGGAAUCGACUCCGGGAUUUGGGCUCUGGAUGCUCGUUUCCCGCAAGAGCAGGCGGAAUUCGCGGGAUCCAUCACAAAAAGGGAAACUAGAUUCCUCCUCUAAGAAUGCCAACGGUAUUAUGCCUGCAAAACAAGGAAAGCAGGAGGUUUCGCAGAAGGAAGGUGGAAGGACAGCCCCGAUAUCCCCGCAGACGCCCCAGAUUCACCUCAACGGACAUCCAACCAUGAGAGGAAAGGCGGAACAGGAAAGAAACACACAGGAGAAAAAAAAAGGAAAAGAACCAGCUUCAACUGCGGUAAGGGUUGGAGGAAAAGGUCUCUUGGGCCCUAUUCCAGAGACAGUCCCGUUUUUUGGUAAUGGGCAAAAACCCAAGGACGACCAUGCCCAAGCCUCGACUUCGUCCAAAAGCCCGCUCAAGUCCACUACCUAUCCAAAACCCAAGGAUCAGACCACGCCCCUGCCGAAAAUGUCACCGCCAGUGGGAGACUCGGCCACCGGGAUCGCGAAGAGCAAAUCGACGCCUCCUGCCGUCCAAACGGAUUUAUGA